Molecule: messenger RNA, 801 nt
Organism: Choloepus didactylus (southern two-toed sloth)
Lineage: Eukaryota; Metazoa; Chordata; Mammalia; Pilosa; Megalonychidae
Product: general transcription factor IIH subunit 3-like
Exons: 2
Coding region: 1-801 (266 amino acids)
Biological process (GO): nucleotide-excision repair; regulation of DNA-templated transcription
Cellular component (GO): transcription factor TFIIH core complex; transcription factor TFIIH holo complex
Source: RefSeq, a predicted model, not a curated record
AUGGUCUCUGACGAGGAUGAACUGAAUCUUCUAGUUAUCUUAGUUGAUACCAGCCCAAUUUGGUGGGGAAAACAAGCAUUGAAGGAAUCUCAGUUUACUCUGUCAAAAUGCAUAGAUGCUGUUAUGGUGCUGGGGAAUUCCCAUUUAUUCAUGAAUCAUUCCAACAAACUCGCUGUGAUAGCAAGUCACAUUCAAGAAAGUCAAUUCUUGUAUCCUGAAAAGAAUGGCCGACUGGGAGACUACUUUGGAGACCCUUGCAACCCAUCUUCUGAGUUUAAUCCCUCAGGGAGUAAAGAUGGAAAAUACGAGCUGUUAACAGCAGCAAAUGAAGUUAUUGCUGAAGAGAUUAAAGAUCUAAUGACCAAGAGUGACAUAAAAGGUCAAAAUACAGAGACUCUGCUGGCAGGGUCCCUUGCCAAAGCCCUUUGCUGCAUUCAUAGAAUGAACAAGAGAGUAAAAGAUAAUCAGGAAAUGAAGUCAAGGAUAUUGGCUUGUGACAUCACAGGGGGGCUGUACUUGAAGGUGCCUCAGAUGCCAUCCCUGCUGCAAUAUUUACUGUGGGUUUUCCUUCCUGAUCAUGAUCAGAGAUCUCAGCUAAUCCUGCCGCCCCCAAUUCAUGUAGACUACAGGGCCGUGUGCUUCUGUCAUCGCAGUCUCAUUGAAAUCGGCUAUGUCUGUUCUGUGUGUUUGUCAAUAUUCUGCAAUUUCAGCCCUAUCUGUACUACCUGUGAGACAGCCUUUAAGAUUUCUCUGCCUCCCGUACUGAAGGCCAAGAAAAAGAAACUGAAAGUGUCUGCAUGA